GGUUUUGAAUCGUUGCUUCCUCAUUAAACCAUUUUUACUUUCCCUUUUUCUGAUCUAUACGUAUUCAAAAUGCCAGCAGAAGAGUGCUACUAGAGGGAAGCAUCAUAAAGAGAGAGAGAAAGAGAAAGCGGGAUUCCAAAAUCCCAAAUCUUAAAUCUCUCCUUGUUUUCUCUCUGAACCCUGAGAUCUCAUAGCAAAAGAAAUCUGAGAAAAUGGUGCAGAAGGCGUUGAUUUAUGCAUUUGUAUCUCGCGGGGAAGUUAUUUUAGCAGAGUACACCGAUUUCUCUGGGAAUUUCAAUUCCAUAGCUUUCCAAUGCCUUCAAAAGCUUCCUUCUUCCAACAACAAGUUCACUUACAACUGUGAUGGCCACACCUUCAAUUACCUUGUUGACAAUGGCUACACAUAUUGUGUUGUUGCCGACGAGUCUGCUGGAAGGCAAGUGCCUGUUGCCUUUUUAGAGCGUAUUAAGGAUGAUUUUUUGUCAAAAUAUGGCAGUGGAAAGGCUGCCACAGCUCCUGCCAACAGCCUGAACAAGGAGUUUGGGCCGAAGCUAAAAGAACAUAUGCAGUACUGCGUUGAGCAUCCUGAAGAAAUAAGCAAGCUUGCUAAGGUUAAAGCUCAGGUUUCAGAAGUCAAAGGUGUUAUGAUGGAGAAUAUUGAAAAGGUGUUAGAUAGAGGGGAAAAGAUAGAGCUGCUAGUGGAUAAGACUGAGAAUCUUCAUCACCAGGCUCAGGACUUUCGGAACACCGGAACCAAAAUACGGAGGAAAAUGUGGUUACAGAACAUGAAGAUCAAGCUGAUUGUUCUAGGAAUAUUAAUAGCCUUGAUCCUGGUCAUUGUCCUUUCUGUUUGCCAUGGCUUCCACUGUGGAAAAUGAGUGCCUUCUUGAAUAGGGUUAUUAGUUUUUUCAGCAGAGCUUUUAUGAUAAUACCGCGACAAAAAUAUAAAAAUUAUAUAUUGUAAGGACUUCGUCGUCAGAAAAGGAUACAGCAAUCACCAGAUGUUUGGUUCUAG
Hibiscus syriacus is the source of this 1015-nucleotide messenger RNA. Its product is annotated as vesicle-associated membrane protein 721-like. Bases 213 to 878 code for a protein of 221 amino acids. Gene Ontology annotation, biological process: vesicle-mediated transport. The record is from RefSeq and is a predicted model, not a curated record. NCBI's taxonomy places the organism in Eukaryota, Viridiplantae, Streptophyta, Magnoliopsida, Malvales, Malvaceae. Gene Ontology annotation, cellular component: membrane. The transcript has 5 exons.